AUGGCAUUGGUUAGAAAUACGCAACCAUCCGACUUCAAUGGCCUAGAGUGGGUGCGGAACCUCUGGGGUUCCAAGCCUCGCUGGGCGGUCAAUCUGGACGAGGAAGCUAUCAAGCAGACUGUUCAGUCCGCACUCGAGCUUCCUGCCCCCUGCGAUAUCGAGUUCCUUGCACAGGGUGCAUUCAACAAGCUCUACACCAUCAAAUCUACCGGAAAGGAGGUCGUGGCCCGAGUGACGCUGCCAGCCGACCCAAUCUGGAAGACUCUAAGCGAGGUGGCGACUCUGAAAUGGGUCCGCGAGAACGCAAGCCUACCAGUUCCCGAAGUCCUAGCGUACCAAGCAGACCGAGCCAGCGCCAUCGGAUUUGAGUGGAUUGCCAUGACAAAAAUGCCUGGCAAGCCGCUGGCCGAGCGAUGGUGGGAUAUCAGCUUUCCGGCCAAGGAAGAAAUUGUCCGCCAGCUCGCCUUGUUCUGCUCCGAUAUUUUCGGACACAGAAUCGUCUCGGCAGCGUUUAUCUGGGAUGAUCACAUUCAUCAAGAUAUUCCUCGCGGCCCCUUUGAGUCCAGCAAAGACUGGCUAUCGGCUAGGCUAACACUCGCGCAAAAUGACUGUCGCAAACGCUUGAGUCGCUUCCAAGAGGACAAACGGGACGCCAGCCAUGAAGGUGCUAAGACAGAAGGAAUGCCAGAGGAGGAAACGGAGGACGAGGAAGAGGAAGAAGAGGAUAACCUUGAAGAACUCGAGCAUACCAUGGACAUCAUUUCACGGCUUAGAAGUCGCUUGGACGAGUUCUUUCCCACUAAAAGUCCGGAGCCGGAGCCAACAAUGAUCUUGCAUGACGAUUUAUCUCGCCAUAACAUCCUUGUCAACGAAGACGGAAUGCUGACCGGCGUGGUUGACUGGGAGUGCAUCUCAGCUCUGCCGCUCUGGAUCGCUUGCCAGUUCCCCUCAAUUCUGCAGGGGAAACCACUCGAUGAGAGGCCAAUCAAAAGCAGAUAUCACCAUGACGAGAAUGGGAAGAAUUAUGAGCUAACACAGCUUCGUCGACUAUUCCUGGAAGAGAUGCGAAGGUUGCAACCUACAUGGGUUGAGAUCUUCGAGUCAAGUCAGCGGCAGAGGGAUUUUGAUCUUGCCGUCGCUAGCUGUGAUGACUCCUUCUUGAUACGCAGAAUUCGGAAUUGGCUCGAUGACAUAGACUUAGGGGUGAAAAACUUGCAGGGUUUAGAGGAAAGAAUAGAUAACGCAUCGCUCUAGACGAGUCAUAUUAUGGAUAGUCGUAGGUAGAACCCUCUGCAAGAGCUCUCGCCUAUGGUCAUAUCUGAGAAAGGCAGCAACAAUGUGCAGCCUGAAUAGACAGUCUUCCCCCGU
Molecule: messenger RNA, 1368 nt
Organism: Phialemonium atrogriseum
Lineage: Eukaryota; Fungi; Ascomycota; Sordariomycetes; Cephalothecales; Cephalothecaceae
Product: phosphotransferase enzyme family-domain-containing protein
Exons: 3
Coding region: 1-1254 (417 amino acids)
Source: RefSeq, a predicted model, not a curated record